AUGGUAAAAAAGUUGCAUUUUGUUGCUGGCAAAAUAUCAGUCAUUAUCUUCUAUCGCUUAUACAUAUUACUUAUUGCAUUUUCUUAUGUCCCACAAAUGUGCGAAGCAAAUGCAACGAAUCUUCACGGAUCUCAUGGGUGUGACUGUAUGGAAUACUGGACCUGCGUAAUGAGCGGAGGAUCGCCGUUCAGUUACUGCGGGCUCUCGGAAACCAACGUGUGCUGCUUUGUGCCAGCUGAAGCAUCCUCGCAAGAAGUUCAGCCAGCUUCAUUUGGAUCGAAGAAACGGUGUGGUCACAAGGGACCUGAUUCGGGGCAGGAAGGUAUCGCAGAUCCCGCAGAAUGGCCGUGGCAUGCAGCUAUAUUAGAGAAACCUGAUGACCUCUACGUAUGCGGGGCAUCGCUUGUGGACAAAAACUGGGUGUUGACGGCUGCUCACUGUGUAGACGAUUAUGCGAGGGAAAAAGGCGUCAGCUUAAAAGUGCGACUAGGUGAAUAUGACGUGACCUCGACCCAAGAAGCUCUAGUACACGAAGAGUAUGAUGUCUCAAGAAUAGUGCUAUAUCCUGCGUUCAACAAUUCCACAUUGGCACACGAUAUAGCGCUUCUAGAACUCCGACAAGCGGUUCAACGAAGGCCUCACAUUGACGUCGUCUGCCUUCCCCAGCCAGGUGGCCCUUUUCAUAACAUAACGAGCGUGGAUCACCGAACACGCUGCUUAAUAACAGGCUGGGGGCGUCGAACUGAAGUGACGGAACAUUCAGUGGUUUUGAAAGAGGUACCUGUGCCAUUGUGGCAGAAUGCUGCAUGUGAGGCAGCUCUGCGAAAACAGUUUGGACCGAAUUAUCAUUUACCAAGCACUUCAAUUUGUGCUGGGGCCGAAGAAAUGGACGCUUGUGAUCCAGCUCGUGCUCGUAAGGACAUAGAUGUGGCUAUGAAGGGUGAUGGUGGUGGCCCUUUAGUUUGUGAAGAAAAUGGCCAGUGGUAUCAAGUGGGUGUCAUCAGUUUUGGGAUAGGAUGUGGCAGAAAAAAUACACCAGGAGUAUACACUCGUGUGAAUACACAUGAGCAAUGGAUUACUGAUACCAUACUGCAUCACAGAGAAAGCAGCAAUCAAUAAAGCUAGAUUGAAAACAGUAAUAAUAAUAAAAAAAGUAAUGCCAACGAAGAGGCCUACAUGAAUUAUGUAUUUAUCUGACAUGUCCAGAUAAAAGCACAGAAAGGAAUCAAAACAUUUCGUGUCACUUUGAAUACCUUAUUACAUUUUCUAAUAUUAAAUAUGAACAUUCUAUUUUAUUUCACUUUUCUUUAUCACAACAAAAAAUUAGUUCUGUAAUGCAUUGCAUUCACUAUAUUUUUCUUUGAGAUCUUUUGGGGUUGAAAUGGCCAGGUAUAUUUCCUCAAAUUACUUGAUGUUGAAAUGAAGGUGCCCCUAAUAUUUUCAUCUGUUAAAAAAAUAAAUUCUUCAAAGUUAAAGAAGAAAGAUAUUCUGUACAAUAAAAUAAAUUGUACACAUGUUUCUUCUGUUUUUCCACCCUUUAAGCUAAUUUUAAUAUACGCUUAAAAAAAGCUGCCAUCUCAUUACAGCAAAAAUCUACAAAAAAAAUUUCUCCUUGUGACUAAAAAUUGAUUACUUCGAGGUUGUGAAAAUAUUACUAAAGUAAUUAAAUAUUUUAUUCCAUUUUACAAUGCCAUGGUUUACAUAUGCUGUAACAGUGGCACAACUCAAAAGUCUUUUUUGUUUUCGUUUUAGGAGAUGCAAUUGAAAUUUAAGUUGACAUAUGAAAUACAGUAGUGCAACAUCGAUACAAUGGUUCUAUGACAAUUUCAGAAUACCAUUAUUCAUAAAAAAAACAAGAGCUCCAAAUAUCCUAUAUCUUCUUACUAAUAAUAUACUACCAAAUUCUGUUCUUCAAUCGCCUGGCCAAAUUAUGAGCUUUGACCUUGUUGCAGUGAUAUUUAUUUACAUGCAAGAAGCUGUUCAUUUCAAGGAACUUAAUUUUAAGCAAUAUAAAUCCGGAAAAAAGUGUGUCUUAUUCAAAGAAAUAUGAUAUUUUGAUAACUGAAAAAGAUACAUUUACAUCACAAAUCAAAGAUUACAGAAAGUACAGAUUUGAUGUGAUGAACAUGAAAUAGGAUAAUAAUUAUCAUUCUGAAAAAUAAUUAUCUAAUAAAAGGGAUGAACCCAAUGUAAAUAAAUAAAUUCAGGAAACACAAACCUGUUUUAAUGAUGUAUUAAUAUUGAAACAAUACAAUCUUUUUAUUUUCUAAAAAUAGCUAUGAACAAUGUAAUAUACGAACAGGAUUUAUGUUCUUAUUAAUGUUUGAAAUAAAAUGAUCAUUAAUAUUGAUGUUUACAAUAGUUACUAACUUUAACACAUUUUUAUAACCACUAUAUAUAUUUCUUUUUAUUCAAAGAAAUAGUCAUUGUUCUCAGAAAUUUUAAACAAUAUUUUCAACGUUUCUAUCAUUCUCUCAACUAUAAUUUUUGAUCUGGCAGUGAUUAGAUUAAUCACAGACACUUUUCUCUCCUACUGUACUAAUAUAUUACUCUAAUACGUAAGAAAGAUCAUCUUCAAUUUGAGUUCUAAAAGUAGACAUUCACAAAAUAACUCAAGAACAGUUAAAAAAAUAUGAUCCAUAAGCAAAGGCUGUGGGCAAAGAAGCACAUGAAAAUGACCUCCAUAAACAUUUAAUUUUUAAUCUAAGUGAAAUGUCUUAACUAAACGCUAAAGCAUAAUAAAAUGGGGAAAAUAUGUCCUCAAACACACUGAACAGACUUUGAAUGGGAUUUAUUUGGCUCCCACAAUUUAAAUUAAUUUUUUUUUCUUAAAUAUUCUUUUUAUACCGACUGUUCAAUAAUUUAACAUCAAAUGGAUAAAAAUGGCUUUGUAAAUUGUCAGUCAUAGAAAGCAAAAUAAAUUACAUAUUGGUGGAAAAUUUGAAUAAGCACUUGCAUUUUUUAAUGUUAUGUCAUACUUUUUAAAAUAUUUUAAAAUGUUUGCUCACAAUUUUUACUGUUUCAAAAUCAUACCAAAAUAAAAAGUACAAAAAUUUUCUCUUGCAAAAUAACAUAUUGGAGACUACUGGGUAUUUACCAAACAUCAGUCCAUCUGCUUGUAACAAAGGAAUCCUCGAGUGCCUAUGAUUCAAAACCACAUAGGUGGCCGACUGAGUUUAGUAUAUUGUAAUUUGACAUUUCCAAUAGCAACAAACAGACAUCAGGUGUCUAUUUUGGCACUGUAUUCAUAUUUAGGAAACUGUAAAUACACUUUUGCAAGAGAAAAUUGUUGUACUUCUUGUAUUUUGAUAUGAUAUUAAAAUACAAAUAUUGCAAAAACCUAGAAAAAUCAUUUUUAUUUUUUUAUGUUGUAUCAAACAAAAUUACAAAACAGCAUGUCUAUAGAUUUCAUGCAAUCACAUGAAAUAUAUUUUACUGAAGUAACAUCUCUGAAAAUACUGAAAUUUUAGAAAGUGUGAUUUUCUAACAUUUAAGCAGUUUAAAACUCCAAAUUUCUCUCAUAAAUCUCACUAAUUUAUAUUCAUUUUCUUUAUUAAUUUUUCUCAAAACAAUUUCCACCCAUUUCAGAUGGUAAAUCUUUCACAGUAGGUAAAAAAAAGGAUUUAAGAAAAUUGUUCUUUAUGAAAGAGAGUUGUAGUGCAAACAUCAAUAAUUCUUAGAUCCUUUUUUUGUUAAAUAUAUUUACAUGGAGUUGGCUCAAUAUGUUUGGAGGCCUUUUUUACCACAUUUUUUCUGCUGUAGUUUCUUAAUAUUUUAGCCUCAGUGUGAAGUGCAUCUAAAAUCAGUUUUGCACAUUUACAUUAUUUUUGCAUUUAUAUUAUAAGAAAAAGUUUGGCCACAUUCUUAAAUACUGACAAGAUAUUUUAGAUAUACUUGUCAAUUUUUACACACUAUUUAAUAAAAAAUUCAAAGAAAUUUUUAACAUGUUCCAUAAUGUGAAUUUUUUAGAAACCGACAAUGACACUGAUGAUUCAUUUUUAGUUUCCAAAUCAUUCGCAUAUAAUUAGUCACUGUUCUAUGAUCACUUUAAACAUUUUUGGAACAUAGUGUUGCUGCAUUGGAUUUUGAAAUCAUAGUAUUUAUUGUGAGAAUUAAAUUUUUGGGCAAAUAUGCUUUAACUUUCACCUCAAAAAUUACACCCACUGAUUUUUUGCCUAAGAAAAAUCAAAUUUUCAAUGGUACUUUAUUUUGAAAUUAGCUUUUUUAUGUUUAUAAAUACAUAUUUCACUAAAUGUUCUUUGAUAGUGACAUUAAUGCUUACAUAAUUAAAUUAGUUGCGGGGACCUUUCCACAUGCUAAUUGGCUGCACCCUUUGUAUAAAAGUUUAGAAUUUCUUAAAGGUACCUGUAAUAUGAAAUACUAUUGUACUCCUUGUACACUCACCUACUGAAUCCUUUGAAAAUGUUCUAAUUUACCUUAGAAAACGGGAAAAUUUUAAUUGUUUCAGUGUAAAUUGUUGGUGAACAAAUGAGUACACAUAUCAUCAGAGCACAACAAAACUGACAUGUCCAACAUUGUCAGUUUCUAAGAUGUGAGUGGGUUUUAUCCUGAACAAAGCCAUGUAUUUUACAACCAAAGACAAAGUGAUUUUUUCUAUAUACUGGCUGCCUUGCAAACUAUCUUCAUUAACUGUUUACUAGUAAAAAUAGAAUAUUUUCUAAACAUAUUUCUUCACUUAACUCAAAAAUGACCAUUUUUGAGAAGUUCCACUUGUCCUUGGCACUGACAUUAUGAAAAACAUAAAUAAGCAUGUAUAUG
Molecule: messenger RNA, 4779 nt
Organism: Gryllus bimaculatus (two-spotted cricket)
Lineage: Eukaryota; Metazoa; Arthropoda; Insecta; Orthoptera; Gryllidae
Source: the annotation of a GenBank genome assembly